Molecule: messenger RNA, 582 nt
Organism: Ilex paraguariensis (yerba mate)
Lineage: Eukaryota; Viridiplantae; Streptophyta; Magnoliopsida; Aquifoliales; Aquifoliaceae
Source: the annotation of a GenBank genome assembly
AUGGAAACCUGCUCAUAUCCAACUGCGCCACCAUCCAUACCAUCGUCAUCUCCAUUAUCCCCUACCAAACACCUCUCCCAAUUCCCAAUCUUCGCAUCAAAACUCUACCACACUCGAACUCACAUAUCAUACACCACACCAAUCUCAGCUACUUUGAAUAGUCCCAAAGGCUUUGGUCCCUCUCCGAAGAAAACCCAAAAGACCAAGAAAACAAAGAAAGGUUACGACAAUAAUGAUGAAGAAGAAGAUGAAGAUCCAGAGGAAGGCGUAAUACCAGAAGUAGUGACCAACAGGAUGAUAAGCCGGAUGGGUUUAUCAGUGGGUAUCCCUCUGUUUGUAGGCCUCUUGUUCUUCCCAUUCUUUUACUAUCUCAAAGUUGGGUUGAAGAUAGAUGUGCCCACAUGGGUGCCCGUCAUAGUAUCGUUCUUCUUCUUUGGGACUGCCCUACUGGGGGUCAGUUAUGGGAUUGUGUCCUCCAGUUGGGAUCCACUGAGGGAAGGCUCACUCCUGGGCUGGAAAGAAGCUCAGAAGAAUUGGCCUGUUUUCUGGCAAUCUCUCCGGGGUGGACCUAGAAAAAAGUAG